Messenger RNA from Polypterus senegalus (gray bichir), 2472 nucleotides. RefSeq names its product solute carrier family 16 member 13 (gene slc16a13). The transcript has 8 exons. Bases 494 to 1885 code for a protein of 463 amino acids. The record is from RefSeq and is a predicted model, not a curated record. NCBI's taxonomy places the organism in Eukaryota, Metazoa, Chordata, Cladistia, Polypteriformes, Polypteridae. Gene Ontology annotation, biological process: transmembrane transport; monocarboxylic acid transport. Gene Ontology annotation, molecular function: monocarboxylic acid transmembrane transporter activity.
UAGACCCGGCUGAGACAGGGUUCACCGGCAAGCAGGCGCUGCACGACGAUAGUGAGGCAAUGCGAAUGACUUACCAUUCACGUAAAAAAUAUAUAUGGUAGCCAUUCUCCUUUAAGGAAUUCCAACGGGUUGCUGGUAUCAUUAUAUAUUUUUUUUUUCUGGAAGGCAAAACGGAGAUAGGUGCUGUCAAGAAGGCACGACUAGCCCACCUGAACGGUCAGUUUCCCCUGCCCGCCACUCAACCAGCUUUCCAAAACCCAGAACAUGAGCAGAGCGACGAGCAAAGGAAAUCGAAAUGCAGUUUGAUAUGGAUGUACUGGAAAAUGUAAACACGGCCACAUUCUUGAACCUGCUUAAUCCAAUUCAGUAUUACGGGAAGUCGGAGCCUAUCGUGGCAUUUCAUGUAUGGCUCUAGUGAGAUACAAAAUAUUGGGCGAAAAAAGCUGAAAAAAGUAACUGACAGGUCUGCAAAGCCUGUCUACUAUUCCUAUAAAUGAUGCGUCCCUGGGUUUAUACCAAACCACCAGAUGGAGACUGGGGAUGGAUGAUUGUGCUUUCACUGUUUCUGGAGUCAGCUCUGGUCUUCGGGCUUAUCCGAUCAUUUGGGGUCUUCUUUGUGGAGUUUACAAAGUACUUUGAGCAGCCUGCAAGUUCUGUGUCCUGGAUCACAUCCAUUGGAGUAGCCUUGCAGCAGUUUGCAAGUCCUAUUGCCAGUGCCUUAUGUAACAAAUAUGGAGCAAGGCCAGUGGUGAUGAUCGGUGGAGUGUUGGCAAGUUCAGGAAUGAUUGUGGCAUCUUUAGCUGCCACUAACCUUCUGCAUUUAUAUUUAUCCAUUGGCCUUCUGUCAGGUCUGGGCUGGGCUCUGGUUUUUACUCCCACUGUAGCGUCAGUGACUCGCUACUUUGUGAAAAGACGCACACUGGCCACAGGUAUAGGCUUCACUGGAAUUGGAGUUUCUUCCUUUGCCUUCUCACCACUCUUCCAACUGCUAGUAGAGAUGUAUGGCUGGCGAGGUGCCCUCCUCAUCCUUGGGGGGCUAAGCUUAAACCUUGUGGUAUGUGGAGCUCUUCUGAGGCCCUUAGUACUCCUAGAUGACCAAGUUAGAUCUAGCACCCAGAGCCAUUCUCAGAAGUUGUAUUGUCACUCCUGGAUGUCAUGGCAGAGACUAAGUGAACUGUUAGACUUAUCCCUACUUUGCCACAAGUCAUUUCUUACCUAUGUGGCUGCUAUCACAUUCAUCAAUACUGGCUAUUUUGUACCUUAUGUCCAUCUUGUGGCACACGGAAGGCUUACUGGCCUCAGUGAAUAUGAGGCAGCCUUUGUGAUGUCGGCUACAGCCGUAACAGAUUUAUUUGGCCGAGUGGCAUCAGGAUGGUUCUCAGACCUGCACAAAUUCCGUUUGGUGCAUAUUUUGGCAUUCCUGAAUGGUCUUACUGGGAUCUCCCUGCUCCUCAUUCCCCUUGGCACAUCUUUCAUCUCUCUGCUGGCACUUGGCCUUAUAUAUGGUUUCUUCUCUGGAGCAUUGACACCAGUAGUGUUUUCACUUUUGCCUGAAAUUGUUGGACUUGGUCGUAUCUUCAGUGCACUGGGGCUCUUUCAGAUGAUUGAAAGCAUUGGAGGACUACUUGGUGCACCUCUGUCAGGCUGGCUUCGGGAUAUCACCGGAUCCUUCACUGCCUCCUUCAUGGUUGCGGGAGGACUACAUUUAGCAGGAUCUUUUAUGCUGUCUUUUCUUCCUCAGUUCUGUUCCUUUGGGAAUCCUAACAGCCAAAGGCCUGAGCUCCGAGAACUGUCUAAUGGAAGCAGGCCCCUAAACGACUCUAGUCAGCUUGAUUUUCCGACGCAAGAGCACUCAACAGUGGAAGUCGAGCAGAGCAGCACCUAAUUUUUACCAUGUCUUCAGGACUGUAAGAGAAAAUAGCUGUUCUUAUCAUGGUGUUCUUUGGGCCAGUAAAACUGAUAAAGACGCGACCAAAAAAACAUGUUGCUAUUGUGAGCAGCUGAGUUUACUCAAGACUAAACAUACUUUUUUAUGGUUCCUUGCGUAAGAAAUCAAAAGUGUUACAUCUUUAACAUGGUCAGGUGUUUCUGCAGAUCCAGGCAAUGUUUACUCCUCUGGUCUCAAGGAUGAUGUAUCCAUUUAAUUUGAUUUGUUUCCUAAUUACCAGAUCUCAGUGGAAACAUUGAUUCAUUGUCUUAAUAUGUGCAGUACUUCUGAUUAAUAUUUCAUUUUAGGUUAGUUAUUUUCAGUUCUGCAUCUUUAUGCCAAACCAGCAUAUUACAUCGAUUCAGUGUUUUGUUUUGUUUUUGGCUUUUAACAAAUCAUAUAAUUACUGUGAAAUUUAAAAAAAAAAAAAACAGAGAGGGUGAAGCAGAUACCCUAAAACUUGCAACAAGUAAGUAAAAUAUAUAUGCUGUAUGGAUAGAUAUAUCACAGUCAUGGCCAAAAUUAUUGGCACCCCUGGAAUUUUC